UUACUUAUGGGCAAACGUGGAAAACUACUUCAUGGAGUGUAACUAGAGGUACCUAUAAUUAAGAGUCAAAAGGUGCCAACAAAAACACACACUUUCAUUUCUCUUUACUCUUCUUCAGUUUCACCCAUGGAGAGACUUCUAUCUUCUUCCUCUUCUCUUAACACUAACCUCAAACUCAAACCCUUUACUUUUCACCCUUUAACUACUCCUUUUCGUUCCGAAACAUUCAGUUUUCUUCCUUCGAUUCGUUCUUCUUUCAACCAUGAAAACCCUUCUCUAUCUUUGUCUUCCACUUCCCGUUUCGCUAUGCAACCUAAAAACUCACUUUCUCAACUUUCACAUCUCACCGAUUCUAAUAGCCCCGUAAUUGAAUCUCAACCACUCAAUCACGUCAAUGCCAACGCGGAUUUCAGAAAACCGAAGGGAAUAACAGUUCAGACAUGUGUAAUACUCUCUGCUCUUGCUGUGCUCUUAAUUCAACCAAUUUUUGCACCAGCAGCUUUGGCAACUUUUCAAAGUGCCACCAAGAUCGGUGGCCCUGCCACCGCUGCCGUUGGUGGAAAACUUAUCCGCGCAGAGGUCCUAAGUAGUGCUUGGACAGGUUUCUUUGCUGGUUGCUUGCACACAUUAUCAGGCCCUGACCAUCUCGCAGCUUUGGCUCCGUUGUCAAUCGGUCGCACUCGAACGGAGAGUGCUCUUGUUGGAGCUCUUUGGGGUUGUGGCCAUGAUGCUGGUCAGUUAAUCUUUGGCUUAAUAUUUCUGCUUCUUAAAGAUCAACUUCACAUUGAAAUUAUCCAAACAUGGGGCACCAGAGUGGUGGGCAUUACCUUGCUAGUUAUCGGUGCUAUGGGAAUUAAGGAAGCUUCAGAAGUUUCCACUCCAAUUGUUGCUGUAGGACUUGAUAAUCCCGUGGUAGAAAAUAAGAAGAAGAUUGGUUUUGCUACUUUUGCCACUGGAAUAGUUCAUGGACUGCAACCAGAUGCAUUGAUGAUGGUGUUGCCUGCUCUUGCUUUGCCUUCUCGCGUAUCCGGUGCUGCAUUUCUCAUCAUGUUCUUAUUUGGAACCGUAGUUGCAAUGGGGAGCUAUACCGUAUUUAUAGGAUCGUGUAGCCAAGCACUAAAGGAUAGAGUGCCUAGAAUAACUGAGAAACUCACUUGGGCUUCUUCUCUUAUCGCGAUAGCGCUUGGGUUAGCCAUCAUCAUUAGUCAGUUUUUCGGGUUUAGUUUGUAUUGAUACGCGUUAAUCAACCGGGGACCUUUAUGAUCAUCAUUUUAGUGUUAGAGAGAAAUUUUAUUGUUUGUAGAGAGUUCUUCAUUCAUGCAACAUUUGAUAUUGGUUAAUGUUUGUUAACUCUGGUAGUUGGAUUGUUCUUCAGCUUAGAACUAUGUAGUUGUCAUGUUUUUAGAUUUGAGUGGAUUUUGCAAGAUUCUACUUUUGCAUGUGUUAUGUCUUGGAUUUCACAUUGUGUAAUAUUCUGUUGAUGCAUGUGUGUUA
Molecule: messenger RNA, 1494 nt
Organism: Vicia villosa (hairy vetch)
Lineage: Eukaryota; Viridiplantae; Streptophyta; Magnoliopsida; Fabales; Fabaceae
Product: chloroplast protein FOR GROWTH AND FERTILITY 2-like
Exons: 2
Coding region: 127-1233 (368 amino acids)
Source: RefSeq, a predicted model, not a curated record